UCCACGCCCCCAGCCUGCCCCGCGCGGCGGUGGGAGGGGAGGGGCGGGGCGGGAGUGGGGCCUCGCGGCCGCACGUGGGCUCGCGCCGCCAGGUAAUGUGAGGAUGACCAUGGCCCAGGCUGGAGCCGUAGUUGCAGCUGCCACAGGACUCCUCGUCUUCUUCCUGUACUCCUCUAUCCACAAGGUUGAGGAGGGGCACCUGGCCGUGUAUUACAGGGGUGGUGCGUUGCUAACUAGUCCAAGUGGCCCAGGCUACCACAUCAUGCUCCCAUUCAUUACCACUUUCAAAUCUGUGCAGACCACACUGCAGACUGAUGAGGUGAAAAAUGUGCCUUGUGGGACAAGUGGUGGUGUUAUGAUUUACAUUGACCGAAUAGAAGUUGUGAAUAAACUGGCACCAUAUGCAGUGUAUGAUAUUGUGAAAAACUACACUGCAGACUACGAUAAGACCUUGAUCUUCAACAAAAUUCAUCAUGAGCUGAAUCAGUUCUGCAGUGCCCAUACUCUGCAGGAAGUAUACAUUCAGCUGUUUGAUCAAAUAGAUGAGAAUCUGAAGUUGGCCCUGCAGAAGGAUCUCAAUGUCAUGGCACCGGGUCUCACUAUCCAGGCUGUGCGUGUUACAAAACCCAAAAUUCCAGAAGCCAUCCGAAGAAAUUUUGAGCUCAUGGAGGCUGAGAAGACCAAGCUGCUGAUUGCAGCCCAGAAGCAGAAGGUAGUAGAGAAAGAGGCAGAGACAGACCGGAAGAAAGCACUCAUUGAGGCUGAGAAGGCUGCUCAGGUGGCCAGGAUUCAGUAUCAACAGAAGAUUAUGGAGAAGGAAACAGAGAAGCGGAUUUUUGAGAUCGAAGAUGCUGCAUUCCUAGCAAGAGAGAAAGCAAAAGCUGAUGCAGAGUUCUAUGCUGCUUGGAAACUAGCUGAUUCCAACAAGCUAAAACUUACCCCUGAGUAUCUGGAACUAAUGAAAUAUGAAGCGAUAGCUGCCAACAGCAAGCUGUAUUUUGGUGACCGCAUCCCCAGUGUAUUUCUGGAUUCCUGUGCCUUCCAGCAAGCCAGUCUGAGGACUGCCCAAGAACCAACCUUCCUUCACAGGAGGCCCCAGAGACCUCUGGAGAAAACCACCUCAGAGCAAAGGAAAGCACAGGCUGACAGAGGUAGAAGGAUACCUGGUGCAGCUCAACAGCUAGCCUAGCUGUGAAUGGGGAUGUUGCCCUGUGCUUCUGGGGCGGAUGCAGCGUGGACAUCCUGUGUAUAGGUGGCAGUUGGGUUGAUUUUCUUCUAGCAACACAUUUGCAAGCGCUCUGCCUCUUCGGUUUCUUCCCCUGUUAAAUUGGUGCUUCCAAAUGAGGGAUAAUCCUGUACUAACAUACCUAUACUGGAAUAUUAAAAGACAGACACCAGGAAAGCCUUCCCUGCAGUAGGUGCAGUUAUUUAGUGAGCAUUACUCUGGAGGUAGGAGAUGUGGCUUUGAAUGCCGUGUUGCUACACACUGGGCAUUCCCCAGUGCUCCUCAGUGAGGCCAAGUGAAGAGGUUUCCUUCGUCCUGCCAAUGAAGUUUUGUUGUGAGGACUCUGAGGCAGGUUUCUACCGGCGCUCUCUAACUCUCCUCAAGGACUCCAGUGGAGCGGGCUCUCCUUGGCUGUCCGUGUUGCUGCUCAGGCCAAGGCCUGGCCUGACAAGGAAUGGUUUGGUGUGGAAUAGGUUAUUUGAAUAGGAUCUGCAUCGCCAUUAUCUUCUUUCCUGUAGGCAGUGACACUAGAUAACAGCUUUGAGCAAGCAGUCCUUAACAGGCUUCUGUAACUUCCUUCUCCAAGCAAGAGCCUCCCACUGGCUGCCUGUGACUGUAGUUUGUUUCAGCUGGGUGGCUGGGUCUCACCUUGCAUCCUAAACCAGAUUUCAGAGUGCAUGGAGCACCUCCAAGCAGCUGUUUGGGAACAGAGCUGGGAAAUCUUUGCUUAGGCCACAGCCUCCCUGUAGGUUUUUUCACCAGGGAAAGGGAGCUGAAUUUCCACUGCUCUGCCUCGCUGGCAAAGUGAAGGAGAAGAGUGAAGGGACCCUGCUCUGCAGAAGAUCAGAUGUGUGACACCUCAACUACAAAGUAAGGCAUCAUUGCCCCCAGUGCAAAAUCCACUGCUCCAAGAAGUGGGACCUGCAUCCUGUGUCUUUGAACAGCCACAACUGGGAAUGUGUCACUGGUCCUCUCAUCACUGGCCAGGCUUUGCUGGCGCUUUUGUCUCCUGAGCGGUGCUGGCUCAUGAUCAUACCUCCUGAUGUGUGUUGUAAUAUAUCCAACCCCUGCUCCCUGUGUGCAGUGCAGAGUGAGAGAAAGAGACAUACUUGGGGGGUGUAUCUGCUGGUACAGUCUGCGUUCCUCUUUUCCUCUGUCCUUCCCUUUGCCUGUGAGGAUGUGCGUGUUCCUAGGACCUGCUUCUCUUUGUGUUCUGCAAUGAUUCCAGAAGAUGGUGGCUGGGGAAGCCAGCUGGCAAGAGCUUGAGCUGAAAAUGCCAUUCCCCAGCUGGUAGCACCACAGCAUGGCCUGUCUCUGAGCCCACCACUUGUUCAGAGACCACCUUUUCUCCUCAGCCUGGAAUAUCUGUAUGUUCAUCCUGCUUUCCGGUCCCCUCGGGUGCCCCUCAGAUGGUCUGGUUGGUGCUGGUGUUGAGGCCCCUGGCACCAUCUGCAGCCUUGUGACAAGGGGAGGAACAUGCCUAGCUUUUGCCUUGGUGAUUCAACCCAAAGCAUCCUAAAUUUCACCUCUGCUAAUGCUUUACCCCAGUGAGUUGUGUGGGCUUCAGGCUUUCCAGUGCUGCUUUCCUAUCCUGUGUGGCUUGACUCGGAGGUUGGCAGUGUCUCUUCCUCAAGGAGGUUUGGUUACAUGUGGUGCCUUAUGCUGUCUUAGCUCCUGUCCUGGCUGCCUCUCCUCCAUUUCUGGGGCAAAGCAGGGAUACAUUGACCCUGCCUCUCCUGCUAGCCAGCUUGGCUAACUGUAGGACUUUGCAGCAGCUUCAGAUGAUGUUCUUUCUUCCUGUCUGCAAACCCAAGGCCCGGUUCUUUCUGUGCUCCAGGACACCAGUUGUUCUUCAAACCCAGCCAUGGCAGGAGCCAGGGAUCAGGUCCUUGUCCCAGUAGGAAGCCAGCUGAAGGUGCUGAGGUUGUGCAUGAGUGUGCUUCUUCAUGCUGCAAGAGAGAGAGGAUGCUGCUGUUGCCAGGAGGUGCCUCCAGUCUUGGUACACUGGGGGUUGGUGGCACAGCCAUGUGCCAUGCAGAUCCCAGCCUGGGGAGCACUGACCUGAGCUUUUGCAUGAUGGGGCUCAUGCCUUCACCUGCCAAAGGCUCCUCCUGGUGAAGAGCAGCCUUUGAAAGAUACUGGUGGGCAGAGGAGCAGGAAGGAUGUCCUUGUGAUGCCGGAAGGCAGCAUGGCAGGCACAGCAAGGGCGAAGCUGAAACCUUUGACUGAUGGCAGGAGUGGGCAAGCACAGCAUGGGCCCCUUUAGACCCUGCAGUGCCCUCCCAGGGGAAGGGGCCAGGACAGAAAGGGGGUGGCAGUGUAUUUUGUAGCUGUGGUGUUUGAACUGUCUCCUGGAAGCAUUCUUUUGACUUGCAAGGUCCUUUUUUUCCUGUGGGAAGGGCUUCAAGGGGCCAGUGGAGUCACAUCUCUUUGACCCUCCACCUCUGAAGCAUUGCUGGCUUGCAGCAGGUGCUUUGCAGCAGGAACACAUCCUCUCCUCACCCCACAGCAGCCACUUUGGUUGAAUUUUGGGACAAAGGCAGGCUUUAUAGAACAGAAGCACUCCUGGAGGGGACGGAGACAUGUCUCCAUGUCGUGCUCACUGAGGUUUGGUGCUACCCAAUGUUGGUAUCACACCCUGGGCAUCAGGCUGGGUGGACAGGGGUAGGUUCUGCCAGCCUGGAAAAGACAAGAAGGGCACAGGGGCAACCCCUAGAAGCAGUAACCAAGCAGCCCCCAGUUCUUCAGUGGUCAAAGUGAGAUCCCCAGGCAGGGAGCAGGAAAGCCCCCCAGUCCAAUGGAGGGAGGGCUGCUUCCCUUUGGAUCUGAGCCUUGCUUGCCCUCCCUACUGCCUUUCAGAUGCAUCCAUGGUUAUCGCUGGCUAAUUGUCAUCCUGCUCUGUUUGGGUGUGCAACAGCCCCUUCCUAUCCCUGCACUCUGAGGGGUGCUGGGUGCCACCAGGAACAUGGGAUUGAACUGUUUUUUUCUCUCUGUUCAAAAGGUCUGUGUGCUUCUGUGAGUAAAGGGGUCUGCCACUAGAUCCACACCUUCUUUCAGGAAACAUGGAAUCAUAGGACGAGUUGGGUUGGAAGGGACCUUAAAACCAUGAUACAUAUGUUCAAGUUUACAUGCACAGUGUUAAGUUCUUUUGAUAAAGGAGAAUAAAACUAUUUUGUUAA
Molecule: messenger RNA, 4404 nt
Organism: Pezoporus occidentalis (night parrot)
Lineage: Eukaryota; Metazoa; Chordata; Aves; Psittaciformes; Psittacidae
Gene: ERLIN1
Product: ER lipid raft associated 1
Biological process (GO): SREBP signaling pathway
Cellular component (GO): endoplasmic reticulum; endoplasmic reticulum membrane
Molecular function (GO): cholesterol binding; ubiquitin protein ligase binding
Source: RefSeq, a predicted model, not a curated record